AAAGUCAAUAAAACAUAUUUUUGAAAAAAGAAAAAAAAGAAUGAAGGGAUGGAAAAAGGUAUAUCAGGCAAAUACUAACGAGAAGAAAACUGGGAUAAUAAUUGUAAUACCAAACAAAAUAGAAUUUAGGUGGAAAAUAUUUAAAGGGGCAAGGGGGACAUUUAAUAUUGAUAAAAGGAACAAUCUACCAAGACCUACAGCAGCCAUAAGUUUAUGUGCCUGUAGCAAAAUCUUCAUCUACACAAGCAAAAUUGGCAUAAUCAUGGGGAAAAGUUUACAAGUCUAUAGCAAUAUUGAAGACUUUAAAACAUCUAAUUAAGCGGCCUGCGGGGGCUGGGUUCCAUCAGCCUCCAAGGGCUGUAGGUGGGCCCUGGUAGAAAUUGCCCGAACCUUGGGGGCGAAGACGGAGUCUUUCGGCAGUUCAGCUCUGCUGGAGGAGAGAAGCUGCAGACUUCUAGGCUGGUGAUUCUGGAUGGUGCAAGGAAAACCUAGCUUCUUACGUUCCCUUUCCCAUCUCCGUCAUCUGAGCGAACUACCAUUUCCCAAGAGAAGAGCCAAGAGGAGGAAAGAACGGCUGUUGGACUUCUUAAAACUGUGUACCAGGAGUUGGUGACCUUCAGGGAUGUGGCUGUAGACUUCUCCCAAGAGGAGUGGGAUUGUGUAAAUUCAUCUCAAAGGCAUCUGUACAGUAACGUGAUGUUCAAGAACUACAGGAUCUUGGUGUCACUGGGACUUUGCUUUUCUAAGCCAAGUGUGAUAUUAUUGUUGGAACAAGGGAAAGAGCCCUGGAUGGUGAAGAAAGAGCUGGCAAAAGGCUUGUGCUCAGGCUGGGAAUCUGUGUGUGACAGUAAAGAAUUAACCCAAAAGCAGGACAUUUGUGAAGCACAGUCAUCUCAGAAGAUAACAGAAAAACUUACAAGCUAUGGCCUUGAGUACUCCAAUUUGAGAGAGGAAUGGAAAUGCGAGGGCCAUUCUGAGAGACAACCAGUGAAUCAGAAGGCAUAUUUCAAAGAAGAGAGAAUUACUAAUGAAGAAGCCCUUGUUUAUGAAACAGGACAAGAAUAUAACAAAUCUUGGCAAAUUUUCCAUCUGAACAUGCUGCUUCAUACACAGCAGGUAGUUCCAAAAGAGGAGAAAGUACAUAAACAUGACACACAUAAGAAAAGGUUUAAAAAUAAUUUAACUGCUAUUAAACCCAAGAAUAUCUAUACAGAGAAGAAACUUUUGAAAUGUAAUGAAUGUGAAAAAGUUUUCAGCCAGAGCUCAUCCCUUAUUCUUCAUCAAAGAAUUCAUACUGGAGAGAAACCCUAUAAAUGUGUAGAAUGUGGAAAAGCGUUCAAAAAAACCCCCCAUCUAAUUAAGAAACUGAUAGAAAAAGUGGCAAACAGUAAGAAAAGUAGGAUUAACACCAUUAGCAAGGUUGACCAGAUAGCUGUAUUGAAAGAUAACCUGUAUUCAACAACAACUAUAUAAUUUCCUCAAGUACACAUGGAAGAAUUAUAAAAACUAACCAUAUACUAAGCUUUAAAAGAAAUAUCAAAAAUCCCAGGGCAUCAAUAAACACAGACUAUAUGUAUAUACUGUGACACAAUGCAGUAAAAUUAGAAAUCAACAAUAGAGCUAACUUGACAGAGAGAGAAACAUAUUUGGAAACAGAAAAAAAAAAAUGUUCUAAAUAAUCCUUGAGUUAAAGCACAAAUCACAACAGCAAUUAGUAAGCAAAUAGAGAUAAACAACUAUGAAAGCACCCUGUGUCAUGACUUAUGGGAUGCACUCAUUCGGUUCUUUGAGCCUUCGAGGCUUUUAUUAGAAAGCAAAAUAGACAUUAAAUAACCUAAGCAAUCAAUUCAAGAAGCUAGAAAAAACAGCUGGAUGUGCUCAAAAAAAAAGUAAAAGGAUGGAA
Miniopterus natalensis is the source of this 1903-nucleotide messenger RNA. The record is from RefSeq and is a predicted model, not a curated record. NCBI's taxonomy places the organism in Eukaryota, Metazoa, Chordata, Mammalia, Chiroptera, Miniopteridae.